Messenger RNA from Phytomonas sp. Hart1, 573 nucleotides. The record is from the annotation of a GenBank genome assembly. Lineage: Eukaryota; Euglenozoa; Kinetoplastea; Trypanosomatida; Trypanosomatidae.
AUGGGCGGCGGGAAUGGAAAGGCGGUUUACGUCGACACCGAAGGGACCUUUCGGCCGGAGCGCAUUCGCCCGAUCGCGGCGCGCUUCGGCCUCGAUCCGGAGGCGAUCCUCGACAACAUCCUCGUCGCCCGCGCGUACACGCACGAGCACCAAUUUCACCUUAUUUCCAUGGUCGCCGCGAAGAUGGCCGAGGAGCCUUUCAGCCUGCUCGUCGUCGACAGCAUCACGGGGCUCUUUCGCGUCGACUUCUCCGGCCGCGGCGAGCUCGCGGAGCGGCAGCAGAAACUCGGGCGAAUGAUGAGCCAACUGUUGAAGAUCGCCGAGGAGUUCAACAUCGCGGUCUACAUCACAAACCAGGUCGUCUCGGAUCCCGGCGGGGCCUCGAUGUUUGUCGCCGAUCCCAAAAAGCCGAUCGGGGGCCACGUGUUGGCUCAUGCCUCCACAACGCGGCUCUCCCUUCGAAAAGGGCGUGGCGACCAACGGAUCUGCAAAAUUUACGAUAGUCCAUCCUUGCCAGAGAUGGAGUGCACCUACAGCAUCUCCGAUCAAGGUAUUAUUGACGUUGUCGAAUAG